Limulus polyphemus (Atlantic horseshoe crab) is the source of this 1928-nucleotide messenger RNA. Its product is annotated as inositol hexakisphosphate kinase 3-like. The annotation marks the transcript as partial. Gene Ontology annotation, cellular component: nucleus; cytoplasm. Lineage: Eukaryota; Metazoa; Arthropoda; Merostomata; Xiphosura; Limulidae. Gene Ontology annotation, biological process: phosphatidylinositol phosphate biosynthetic process; inositol phosphate biosynthetic process. The record is from RefSeq and is a predicted model, not a curated record. Gene Ontology annotation, molecular function: inositol hexakisphosphate kinase activity. The transcript is spliced from 3 exons.
UUUUAUCAACUUUUAGUGAACCUUCCAGAAUACGGCUUUGUCAGUCUGGCACUAUUGAGAUUGAAAGUGAACGAGAAGAAAAAGACUUAACAUUAUUCGAAGAAGGUGAUGAACCUGAUAAAAGAACUAAAAGUGUUCACAACCCCUGGGUUCUUCGUUGUCAUCGAGAGCAGUUAACAAAAAUGCAUGCAACUGCAUCUGCUUCAAAAACUUCUAAAAGGAAAUUCAUUCUGUUGGAGAACCUGACAAGUAGGUUUAAAUACCCUUGUAUAUUGGAUCUAAAGAUGGGUACUAGACAACAUGGAGAUGAUGCCUCACUUGCUAAGCAGAAAAGCCAUGAAGCCAAAGUUGCUCUCUCUACAUCAGGAAGUCUGGGUGUCAGAAUUUGUGGCAUGCAAGUUUAUCAGUUGAGUUCAGGCCGGUUUCUUUGUCACAACAAAUAUUAUGGCAGGAGCUUGACAGUGGAUGGAUUUAAACAAGCUUUCCGCAGGUUUCUUCAUAAUGGUCAGCAUGUCCGUUUGGAUGUCAUUCCCUUAUUACUAGAUCGUUUAGAUAAAUUAUACACCGUUAUCGAGCAUCUUGACACAUUCCGCUUUUACACUAGUUCUCUUCUUGUUAUUUAUGAUGGCAAAGAAACUCGGGAUGUCACUUCCUGGAAUGGGAACCAAGAUGCAGGUAGAGUGGUUCAUGACCAAAUCCAAGGUAAUGGCAAUGACUACUUGAACGAUGAUUUCAGUGAGUGUGAAAGGUCACUUAAAACUAGAGAAAAUUUGGGAGCUUGGGGCAGACCAUUAGAUAGUUGUUAUACAGACAUCACUCAAACUCUUUCUUCUUCCCUUCCAUGGGAGAGAAAAACUAUGUGUCCUAUUGAUGUGCGUAUGAUUGAUUUUGCACAUUCCACCCAUUGUGAACUCCCAAGUGAUCGUAGACUUCAUGAAGGACCUGAUGAAGGAUACCUUUUUGGGCUUCAGAACGUGAUUGCUUUACUAAAAACAAUUUUACAAGAAGAAGGGUGAUUAAUGUUUUUUUUAUGAAACCCAGAAACCAGUGAGAAAGAUAAGCAUGGUGUUCAAAUUCUGAAUUGAGAUUUCUUGCCUGUGUCUCCUCACUCUCGUUCAGGCCACUCCAAGAAUAACUGUGAAAAAUAAUCUAUGUAAAAAAAACAAAAGAUAUUCAUUACAGAAUUAUUGGUACGUAUUAUUCUAAAUCUAUGUGUGGAAAAUAAAAUGUUUUUCCUUAAUAAAGAAGAGUGUAGAUGUAUCUUAUAAAUUGGUUUAAUUAUGAUGAUCAAAUUAUAGAAAACAAACUUAUGACCUAAAAUUAGCCUCUAUGAAACAUUUGCCUAUAUAAAUAUUGAUUGUUAUUUAUUUGUUUUAUUGAGUGCAUGGAGUACUUAUUACAUGUAUCUAAAGUUAUAUAUGUCUCAAAGUCAUUUGUACUGACUCUAAGUUAGAUAGUUAAUAUCUGAAAUUAAACGUUUUAUUGAUUUGGCAUCAAAAUGACAUCUACAAUAAAACAUUUGUUUUUGUUUCCUUGUCAGAGUUUUAAGAUGUGAACUAUUAAAAUCAGAAGUGCUUUUGUUUGAGGCAGUGUUCAAACCAAAGUAGUUUUGAAAGUUGAAACAUUUAAUAAAUUCCUAAAUAACAGUAACAGAUAAAAUUAAACUUCCCCCAAAACUGAUCAAAGAAUGUUUUUGUAAUUGUUUUUUAUAUUUAUAUUUAUUUAUUAUGUACAGAAUCAUAAAGAUCAAAUUCUUGCAUAGAUACAUGUUUAAAGUUGCUUAUUCUACUGAAUAUUUAAAAUAAUUCAUACGUCGUACUUUAGAAGAGUGUUGGCUGAAUGAAAAAUAGAAAUUCCCACGUAUUGUUUGAAAAAUUCUUGGGCAAGACAUUCUAUGAGCUUUCACCAUUUACAUACAAGUCGUUUUU